Messenger RNA from Branchiostoma floridae (Florida lancelet), 4576 nucleotides. RefSeq names its product RRP12-like protein. Lineage: Eukaryota; Metazoa; Chordata; Leptocardii; Amphioxiformes; Branchiostomatidae. The transcript is spliced from 32 exons. Bases 69 to 4001 code for a protein of 1310 amino acids. The record is from RefSeq and is a predicted model, not a curated record.
AGGUAAUCAAAGUUGCACAUGUGCAUGUGCUGACUCGAUCCAAAGUUGGGUCACGUACGCUCACAAAUAUGACCAAAAUUAAACGUCUAAAGGCCGGAAAAGGCAAGCGAUGGAGGAAAGGACAGAGCAGCAGCUCCAAUCCAGACGUGAAGAGUCACCGAGCGGCUGCACGGAACAGAUUUUUCAACUACGAUAACCAAGGAAAGGGCGACCUUACAGAGUCAGCCCUGCGGAGACAUGACCAGGCUGUGGAGGAUGGGGAGGGGGAUGUGGCGAUGGGGGAGGGGGAUGUGCAGAGUGUGGGGGGAGGCACCCUGGCCAGCUUCAGGACCGGCUUCAGUGCCUGGUCGGACUGUACCAACACCACCUUCAACAAGGUGGAGCGCUACUGGCAGUCCAACUCAGCACAGGCACAGGAGGUGUGUGCCGUUUUGGCAGCAGUGACAGAAGUCAUCAAGUCACAGGGAGGAAAGGAGACAGAGACCGAGUACUUUGCAGCUCUUAUGACAGCUCUGGAGACUGUUGAAGGGGAUGAGUCUUUAUCUGCUGUGACAUAUCUCCUGGCUCUGGUCAUGAAGAAGGUACCCAGUGCAGUGCUGCAGAGCAGGUUCUCUGACAUCAGUAAGUCUCUGAUGAACAUCCUGGCAGCCAACAUCAACACAACAACACACUCCAUACUCAGAUGGACGGUGGUGUGUUUGGGUGUGGUGCUUCGUCAGCAGGAGGCAGUGGUCUGGAGCGAUGCCUCCACCCUCCAGCUCUACCAUGGACUCCUCAACUUCACCAGUAGUGACAGGCCCAGGGUGAGGAAAGCAGCGCAGCACGCUGUGUGUAGCAUCCUGCGGGGAAGCCCCUUCAUGACACGAGAGAACGCCCCGGCUCACCACCCUGCCGCCUCCGCCACCGCCAAGUUCUGUAUCCAACAGAUGGAGGAGUGUGGAGGAGGAGGGGAGGCCAAACAGACCAUGUACAUCCUGGGUCUUCAGGAGAACAUCCUUCCCAUCAUGCCUCUGGCCACCAUCAAGUCCAUCUGUGAGACCAUCCUCAAGGUCAUGACUUUGGGCAAUGUGCUGGUGACAUCUGUGUCCAUGAAGACUUUACAUGCCUUCUUCAGAGCACGGCCCAAACACCUGUCUCCAGAACUCAACGCACAGAUCAUCUCGGCUCUGUUUGACUACCAGCCAGGUUUGAAUGAUGCCCAGCCUACACAAGCAUGGCUAACUCUGAUGCAGGAGGCUCAUGUCAAUCUAGCUGGUGUGAAUGCCCAGCUGUGCCUGUCCCACCUGCCCCGGAUGUUCCAUGCCUCCAUGGAGUGCCUGCUGUCAGAGAAACCAGCGGUCGUCUCCUCAGCCGCAGACACCAUGAAGAACCUGUUGAAGAGCUGUGUGGAACCUACUGCAGACAGAAUAGCUCUGACUGUCAGCAAUGCACCAUCAGCGUCUCAGACUCCAGUACACAAGAUAUUUGGCUGUGUGGAGGCUGGGUUGCAGUACAGAUACCAUGCAGCAUGGGGGAAGGUUAUACAAGUACUGGCAGUUUUCUUUGAGGUGCUGGGAAAGCGUUGCCACAGCCUGAUGCAGAAGUGCCUGGCAUCGCUAGCAGACCUCCGGAGCAGCCACAAGUUCCCCCACACCCAGGAGGUGGACAGGGCCGUGGGUGCUGCGCUGCGGGCGAUGGGACCCAGGGUCGUCCUGCAGGCCGUACCACUGCAGAUUAAAGGGGACGAGUCUGAUGAUAUCAACUUCCCCCGGAGUUGGCUCCUCCCCGUGAUCAGAGACCACGUCAGGGACACAGAACUGGGCUACUUUGUCAAGUACUUCCUGCCUCUAGCUGCACAGCUCAGAACAAGGGCCUUGGAGCUGCAGCAGGAAGGGAAGUCAGUGCUGUCCAAGGCUUACGACACGUUACAGCACCAGAUCUGGUCAGCACUGCCUGGCUUCUGUACAAGACCAACUGAUCUGGCACAGUCUUUCAAAGGAAUCGCUCGUAUCUUGGGGUCAGCCAUCACCGACAGACCUGACCUAAGGAACAUGGUUCUGCUGGCUCUACGUACACUGCUUUCCAAAAGCACAGACUCAGAGGAGAAUAAGAAGGAGUUGGGAAGGUUUGCUAAGAACUACCUGCCCAUCCUGUUCAACAUCUACACCACGGAACCAAAGGAGGGGGAUCCUACAGUUCUACCUGUGUUAGCAACUGUCAAGAGUUAUCUCACUGUAGCACCAAGUCAGCUGGUACAUGAGCUGCAUGACAAGGCCACCCAGAAGAUGGAGGCCCCCGACACCACCGUGUACGCUAAGAAUGGCGUCAGGAGCCUGAUGGCCGCCCUGGUGCCGUAUGUGGACCAGACCAGGCUGGCAAACACCUACCAGAUCACUGCACCACUCUUACAGAGCAAGGACAUCACGGUACAGAAGCGAGCUUAUCGCCUGUUAGAGGAGCUGGUGUCCUGUACCUCCGAGUCAUGCCAGGAGUUUGUGGAGAGCCACCUGGAGCAGCUGCAGACACAGCUGCUGGGGACCCUCUCUGCCUCCAAGUCACCUGCCAGGGCUCCGAGAUUGAAAUGUCUGAUCCAUGUGGUGAAGAGACUACCUUCUGAUAGGGAGGACUUUCUGAAGGCGAUACUUCCAGAGGUGAUCUUGUGUACAAAGGAGGUUGCAGUUCGUGCCAGACUGACGGCCUUCACUCUGCUGGUAGAGAUGGGCCAGGCUUGGCUGAGGGGUCGGAGUUCACAGGACAGAAAAGAUGCCAUUGAGGAGUUUCUACAGUUGGUGUUUGCUGGACUGGGCGGGUCGAACCACAUGAUGAGCGCCACUGUGCUGGCCCUCACCAGACUCAUGUACGAGUUUAAAGAUCUGAUUUCGGCCAGCCUGCUGGGUCAGCUGGUGGAGAGUAUAUGUCUGGUGCUAUCCUCCAAGGCCAAGGACGUGGUCAAGUCCGCCCUGGGCUUUGUCAAGGUGCUGGUGAUGACCACAGACAACAUCACACUGGCACAGCAUGUGAGACCUCUGGUGGAAUGUCUGGUGUCGUGGGGAGAGGACUACCAGAGAAAAUACAGAUUCAAGACCAAGAAAAUCUUUGAGAAACUCGUCAAAAAGUUUGGGUAUGAGAUGAUAGCUGGCAUGGUUCCUGACUCCCAUCAGAAGGUGCUAGUGAACAUCAGGAAGACUCUGGCCAGGUGUAAGAAGAAGAAACAGCUGAAGGAGGCUGGGGAGCAUGAGGAGGAUUCCGAUGAAGAGGAACUCAUGCCUAAAAAGACGCCGCAAAGUAUUGACGACCUGCUGGAAGAACUUGACUCUGACUUGGAAGAGGAGCUGCUGCGAAGGCUGCCACUGGAAAGAGGGGUCAGAAGGGUGGGCGUGGCCAAGGCGGGGCAGCCUGGUCUCAGGAAGGGCACCAGGAGGAACCUCUGGACUUUCUGGACCCACGGGGCUUCAAAGAGAAUCAUAGCCACUAACCCAGGUGCCAAAGGAGGGAAAGGAAGAGGAGAUCCAGGUACAGGGUUCAAGAUGGCCGCUGAUGGGAGGAUGAUCAUCACAGAGGAGGAGGAAGAUGAGGAGGAGCAGGGGAAGAAGAAACAAAAGAGGAAAUCUGCAGGUGAUGAUGAUGAUGAGAUGGAGGACCUGAUGGAGGAUGUACCAGGGCUGAAGUCAGGCAAGAGGAAACAUGGAGACCUGGAGGACUCUGAUGAAGAGGACCAGUCUCCCAGGAAAUACAAAGCGGGAGGAAAAGGAAUCCACAGGCCACUUAAUAAAGCAGGAGGCAGUUUGGGGGAGGAAUACAAAGCCAAGAAGGCAGGUGGUGAUAUAAAGAAGAAAGGACAACCGGACCCAUAUGCCUAUGUACAACUCAACCCACAGUAUCUCAACAAAAGAAAACGUCAGAAGAGGCAAGGUCAGUUCAAGGGCAUGGUGCGUGCUGCGCAGAGGGGAGCUGAGAAGGGAGGGAGGGCGCAGAACACCAUGAGGAGGAAAAUGAAAACAAACAAGAAACACAAGAAGUGAUCAUAUUAGACAAAACACAUUCUAUUAUUAAUGAUACUUCAAAACAUUUAUGUUACUUUGUUUAAGAAAUGUUUGAUAUUCAAAUUGCAACUGUUAUGAAUAUUUGAUACCUUCAAGUUCUUGUUUACUUAUUGGUUUCUGUUGCACAGGUUGUAUAAGACUGUUAAAAAGGAGUGGAUUUACAUUUGUGUAGUAUAUAGUUAUACAUAAGUAAAUCUAUGUGUAUCUUGCAGUCAAAGCAAGGCACAUUUUCGCAUUGUUAAUUCAUUCAAGAUACUAGUACAUGUACAUGUAGCUACUGUACAAGUAAGUGCAAGUACCUUUCAGGCAUUUACAUGCAGGUGUACAUGAUGUAAUGUAUGUAUUUCCUGCCUGCCACACAUUUUGAGUAAAGCAACCCCCAAGCCGACAUGUACUGUCUACGUCAUGAUUCGCAAAGUGGAAGGUUUCUAAAUUAACCAGGCAAUGAUGGAAAUAUUAUAUCCUUUGUGGAGAGACUUUGAGGUGACAAAACCUCACUCCAGUUGAUAAUGUAUAUGUACAGGAUGCUAAUUACAUUACUGUCGACAAAUGAA